This is a messenger RNA of Daphnia pulicaria, 2085 nucleotides long. RefSeq names its product 2-hydroxyacyl-CoA lyase 1-like (gene Hacl). Gene Ontology annotation, molecular function: thiamine pyrophosphate binding; catalytic activity; magnesium ion binding. Gene Ontology annotation, cellular component: peroxisome. Bases 138 to 1964 code for a protein of 608 amino acids. The record is from RefSeq and is a predicted model, not a curated record. NCBI's taxonomy places the organism in Eukaryota, Metazoa, Arthropoda, Branchiopoda, Diplostraca, Daphniidae. The transcript is spliced from 10 exons. Gene Ontology annotation, biological process: fatty acid alpha-oxidation.
AAGUCGUCCUCUCAGUCUCAGCUCUCAUUCAGCGACUUGCUAUUCUAGUAUUCUGCCUGAUUCUGCUGUGAAAGAAUUGAAGUUAUCUAUAUAUAAUUAGUUUUUUUUUUAAUUGCAUGGUUUAAACUGGUUUAAACAUGAACCGCGUAUUCUCAGUCACAUUAAAUUGUUGCAUUGCUCGCCGAUUUGACUCGUUUAAACCACUUGUCAUUGCACCUCAAUUUAAACUGUACAGCAGCAAGGUUCAGAAAAAGGAACCAAACAUGGAUGGCAAUACGAUAUUGGCAAAAGCCUUGAAGCAACAGGGGGUUGAAUAUAUGUUUGGAAUUGUGGGUAUACCUGUGAUAGAUGUUGCUAUUGCAGCACAAAGAGAAGGAAUCAAAUAUAUUGGAAUGAGGAAUGAACAAUCUGCUGCUUAUGCGGCGCAAGCAAUAGGGUACUUGACCAAGAAACCUGGAGCUUGUUUGGCUGUUUCAGGACCAGGAUUACUUCACACCAUUGGUGGUAUGGCUAAUGCUCAAUCAAAUGGAUGGCCUCUCAUUGUUAUUGGAGGCUCCAGUGACACUUCACAAGAAGGAUUAGGGGCAUUCCAGGAAUGCCCUCAGGUUGAAGCAACUCGUCUGUUUUGUAAAUACUCUGCUAGACCAGCUAGCUUGAGUGUAAUUCCUCUACAUGUUGAAAAAGCUGUUCGGUUUGCUACAUACGGAAGACCAGGAGCGGCCUACUUAGAUUUUCCCGGCGAUUUGCUGGGUCGUACAGAAUCCGGAGAAGAGAUAGAAAAUCCAUUACCUUUGCCAGAUCCUCCCAAAAGUUGCGCAGAAUUAAGCGACAUAAAGCGAGCUGUCGAUCUUUUGAAAAGUGCCCAGCGGCCUUUACUUGUUGUCGGAAAAGGUGCAGCAUACUCCCGUGCUGAAGGAAUUAUUAACCAGUUCGUGAAAAUGACAAAUAUUCCAGUUUUAGCUACUCCAAUGGGCAAAGGUGUCGUCGACGAUGGUGAUAUCCAUAGUGUUGCUCCUGCUCGUUCGCUUGCUUUGCAAAAAGCUGAUGUCAUUUUGGUACUUGGGGCUCGUCUUAAUUGGAUUUUGCACUUUGGAAGACCUCCUCGAUUCGAUUCAAAAGUUAAAAUCAUUCAAGUUGAUAUCUUACCUGAAGAAGUGCACAACAGUGUCCAAUCGUCUGUUGCCCUUGUCGGCGAUGUUGGGGCAAUAAUGAAUCAGAUAGCUACAGAAAGCCAAACUGCUAGUCUCAAGUAUGAUGGCAAUUCAGAGUGGUGGGCUUCCCUUCGAGCCAAGUGUGAAGCUAACAAGGUCUAUAACACGGGCAUGGCAAAAGAUGUCAGUGUUCCAUUAAAUUACUUUGCUGUUCUUACCUCGGUGCAAAAUCUCAUCCCAAAAGAUUGCAUCAUAGUGAGUGAAGGAGCGAAUACAAUGGAUAUCGGUCGUUCAAUUCUUCAAAACAAACUUCCUCGUCAUCGCCUUGACGCUGGGUCUUUUGGAACCAUGGGAGUAGGACCAGCGUUUGCUAUUGCGGCUGCUAUGCAUUGCCGCGAUAGGGAGCCAACGAAACGGGUUAUUUGCGUCGAAGGAGACUCGGCUAUUGGAUUCAGUGGAAUGGAAAUCGAAACUAUGUUGCGAUACAACCUUCCCAUCAUCAUCAUAGUUGUUAACAACAAUGGAAUUUACAAUGGGCUCGACGCAGAGACUUGGAGUAUUGUUCGUGACGGCCAGGAUCCCACUAUCGCAACCCCACCGUUGAGCUUGUUACCGGAGUGCCACUACGAAAAGUUAGCUCAACUAGGUCAAAAUGGAAAAGGAUUUCUCUGCAAAACCAUUGAUGAACUCACUAUCGCGAUCAAAGAGGCAAUGGAACACACUAGCGGUCCUUCACUCAUCAACGUAUUAAUCAGCCCUGUCGCACAAAGAAAACCUCAAGAACACGAUUGGCUUACACGUUCCAAAUUGUAAAAGCAAGUUGUAUCAAGAAGUUACAUUGUUAAGAUUUCUCUAUCAAUUAUAGCCUAUGGGAUAAAAGGGCGAAUUAAUAAAUCGCAAAUAAGGGUAAAAUAAACUGUAGUUAUAUUGGAAA